AGUGAACUAGCGCUUCUUGUUACACUGCUCCACUUCUGAUAUGAUUCUGAGAACUAACUUACUGUAAGCCGAGUUCACAACAAACGGGAAUAAGAAAAAGACAGCAUAAGAUUUCUGUCAUCGCAGCUGGAGAAACUGUAGAGGACUUUGGACAUAAACUGAAGACAUUUCAACAGUUUUGUGAGCACGUUACAGGAGAUCAGGACUGAUGGAUGUAUUUUGCGCUCUGUUGCUCUGCUUUCAUCUUUUAACUACGGUUCAAGUGAGUGGUGAGCGUCACACUUUCAGUGUCUCUGUGCCUCAUCGGGUCUACGAGUGUCCUGAAGGGGCCAAUGUCACUUUGACGUGUGUUCAGUCUGGACCCAAGGCUCAUUCAGAGGACAAGUUGUGGGACACCUGGCUCUUCACACCUCACUUGCAGGAGCACUGCCACAAGGGCGCACAUCCGCGUGGGUCCAGCCACAACAACGGCACACUAGGAGUGCAAUACACCGAAAAAGGCAAUUCUUUUUCCAUCAACUUGCAGAACAUCAAACACAGAGACCAGGGCAAAUACUGCUGUCUGCUUCUGGAAGUUAACAAGCAAAAGGUGGAGCAAGGGGCCCGUGAAUUCAUCCACCUCAAUGUGCUGCCAUCGACAACACGUACUCAAAACGGCAGUCUGAAGUGUUCAGAGUGGUCUCACAGUCCUACAGAUGACUCUGUGGCUGAAGGCCUGGCUAUCGCAGCUUGCGUCGCUUUCAUUCUGUGCCUCCCGCUUAUACUAAUGCUGGUUUACAGACAAAGGCAAACAGUAGAGCGACACAGACGUGCACACGAGCUGGUGCGUAUGGACAGCGAAGCACAGGCCCAUGAGAACCCAGUGUUUUUGGGCGAUUCUCCACAACCUAAACCUAGGACUAUAUCCCAAAUAAUGAGACAGUCAUCUGAAACAGGACGCCACCUCCUGUCAGAUCCCGGCACUCCAUUCUCUUCAAACAUACAAGGAGAAUUUUUCUUCCCAGCACAAGAACCCAUCGCUGAGUCUCCUAACUUGCUGGAAUAGACGUCACGCUCACCCCAGGAACAUCUAAUACUUCUUCCAUCUCCUCCACAUCAUCAGGCCUUUGUUCUUCUUGUCUUCUGCAAAGAUGAUUAGAAGAGACCCACCCCUCUGAAAACAAUGAGAACUGAGCUCUCUGCUGUUAUGGUGGGACCACUUAUCUGGUGAUGUCUAUGUCUGUCUGCUGACUGUCCUUAAAUGGGUUUCCCGAGAAGGAAAUCUGACUAUUUCACAAGUUAGGGCAUUAGGGAGAGCACAAUCGCAGGGAAUUUUCAUGAAGAGGAUCCAAAGAUAUGAGUUGAAGAAUUGAUUUCAGCUAAGCUGUUUGCACACAUUUCUGUUCAUCACAUGCUUUGUGUGUCAGUUAUUCUGUGGUUUGCACUUAAAAGACCAUUUCACUCUUUUUCUUUCUUUUCUAAUCUGUCAGUCCCCAUCCUCACCUCUUUUCCAAAUGAAACAAUCAGUUAAUCUGCUCUCUUCUAGAGGUCAGGGGUGUAUUAAUACCUCAUUUGCUCUUGUUUUACCCAUCUCAGUACUCAGUUUCUCAAUAGUUAAUUUCUUCAGUGCUCAGUAUGUCAGUGCCAAAGUAACACAGUUAUCACUUUAUCACUGAAUGGUGCCAGUGCUGGUCCCAGAUCUCAGAACCUGCCUGUUUUAGCAUUCACUUGGAAACCAAAGACGCAAACGACUGUGAUUUAAAAUGUUACAUAGUUGAUCAUUUAUGUAACAGACCCAGAUUGGGACCAGCAUCGGCGCGUGUCGGUAGAAAAGGAUGUUCUCAGUGCACUCACCGUCGGACCUGCUGAGAAACGAUGGGGUAUUUUAAAACCUCUUGCGGUGAGUGUGGUGCUUUUAUGGUAUGUAGCUUAAUGAUGCAUUCAUUGCAUUCAAGAAUAAAGUGCAGAUUUUUGUGGUAAAUGUUGCAUCGGUGACAAUCAAACACAAUGCCACUUUCUUACGUCUCCUAUGUCACCUGUGGCUUUAAGGGCCUGAGUGCUCAUAAAAGAAGAUUUUCUAUCUUUUGUAUUGAUUUUUUUUUAUCUAUUAUGUAUGUGUGUGUGUGUGCGUGUGUGUGUGUGUGUAUCUCCAUUAUAUUCCAUCAAAAUAUAUAAAUUAAAAAAAAAAAAGCAAAGAGCUGGUCAAUGUUUUCAGGAAGCUUCAAAAUUUAAAUCCACUGCCAUAAAGAGUGCCAAAACUUUGCUUUGUGUAUGAAUGGAUGGUUUGUAGGUGAAUGAUUGCAAAUCCACAUUGUAAAUAUGCCAUUUUACCAGUUUGUACAUUUUAACUUGCACAUGUGUCUGUAUAAAGGUAGUACCAUAUAUGUAGCUCCAGCAACAAUGAUGUGACAACUGCUGAUGCUUAUAUUAUAAUUGCUUAUAUCUCGUUUUAUAAGAAUACAAAUAAAUAAAAAGUUCUGGUGAGA
Labeo rohita (rohu) is the source of this 2465-nucleotide messenger RNA. It is a transcript of the gene vsir, whose product is annotated as V-set immunoregulatory receptor. Bases 209 to 1045 code for a protein of 278 amino acids. Gene Ontology annotation, biological process: regulation of immune response; negative regulation of CD4-positive, alpha-beta T cell proliferation; positive regulation of regulatory T cell differentiation. The transcript has 7 exons. The record is from RefSeq and is a predicted model, not a curated record. Lineage: Eukaryota; Metazoa; Chordata; Actinopteri; Cypriniformes; Cyprinidae. Gene Ontology annotation, cellular component: plasma membrane.